AACUUGGUCCAUUGACACGGUCAUCGGCAACUUCCCACCAAAACAGAGAGAGAGAGAGAGAGAGAGAGAGAGAGAGAGAGUAGUUGACGGGUAAAGGGUUUUGGCGCCUGCUGCUUCUAGUCGUAUUUGAAAGUGAAGGGUAAAGCCACGGAAUUCUCUUCCUCUUGUUCUUCUUGUUAUCGUAUUCGUUGAAGCAAACGCAGACGUUGAUUCAGCCAACACGUAUAUAUGUUGGACUAAAACAGAGUUUGAAAUUUAAUGGGUCUCACUUAACUUUCCCAAAGCUGUUAUGGCUCCAAAUUAGAACAGAGGCGCAAACCCAGGAGGAGUUCUUUCUCGGCCCAAUCGUAGGUAGGAGAGGAUAGCAGCUGAAAACUAAAGUGUUUUCGUAGGAUUGUUGCUUAUAGUGUUAGAAAUAUGGGAAAGCACUUGAGGAGGGAUCCAGAUGAUGAGCUAUUUGUGGACCAUCAGCCGAGUUGCAUGUGGGGAAUUAUUCAUGCUCUUGACUAUCACCACUGGCAAAAUACUGCUAAGAAGAUGCUACCCUACAAGAGGCAUAAUGGAUCAACACAUACAAAAGGCCAUGGAAGACCAAAGGCACUAUUGGAUGUCCACGAUUCUGAUGAAGUGCAAGAGCAUCUGGAUGCUGAAGGAAGUCGCUACCUUAUAGAUCCCACUGCCACUGGAACUAGCUCAACUAACAAAAGAUGGUCUCUUAAAGCUCAUUUAAAAGCAUUAAUUUCGGAUGAGAUGCCAAAGAAAGAGACCUCUGGACGAAGGGAUUUGCUGUCACAGAGAACAUAUUCUAUCCAUCAUUUAGAACCCUCAAAUAGUAGUCCUCUUGGCAAAAUCAUCCGGAGUCGUCCAAUUAUUUUCGUGCACAGAACUUCCAAAAGUGACACCAAGAAGCGAGUCUCCAGCAAUGAAAAGUUUAAUGUGAGUGGUACUGAGAAUAUUUCGGAACACUUAGAGCCUAAACAGCUUCCUGAGAAUCACACGUUUUGUCCAGAGAAGUGUGAAAAAGCAGAAGAAGGUUCAGUUAACCAGUGGGAAGAGUAUGUGGAUGUAUUGUUCAGGGUAAACAAGGACUCGGUCUUAAAAAUUCAGAAAGAAACAGAUGAUGAUAUUGUAAAUUGCCUCUGUGAUCUUCCGGGUUCCAGUAAAAAUGCAAGAUUAACCAAAUCAGGGUCAUUUCCCUCAGCUGAUUUGUCGCGCCUUAGAAACUUCAGGCCUAGUAAACUCAAACACAAACAGACUGAAGUUUGGUCAUUUCCAAAGGGAGAGAAGUUGUCUUCUGGUACUCAUGAAAUUGAGGGUUCUGUUAAUGAUCUCUGCAAUGUUAAGCCGAUCAGCAUCAGAAGGACGCCCUCUAUGGACACGUCACUAGAAAGAUACACUCAGUUGUUUCAGAAUAGUUUCAGCAGGGAGGCCAAGUUGCACGCCUCUAAGAGCUUGACGUUGACUAAUGACUAUGAGUUUCCAUCAGGUGGCCAAGCUCCAAAAUUCUUCAAAAGGGUUCGCUCACUAUCUCAUCUUGAUUUUAACUGUUCCCUUCAGAAUGAGCUGUCAUCUGAUGCUCAGUUCUCAGGGGUAUUGGUGAAUACCAUUAUGGAUAGCAGUAAAAAAGUUGAUCAAAAUAGUCAUGGGGAGCAAAAGCCAAUAGAGCUUCCUGUAAGUACAGAGAAAUAUGUUUCAGCGCAAACUAAUAAUGAGACUGAAAGACGUGAUAGUAGAAUGAAAAAGGAUCAUGUAGCCAGCUUGCUGGAAAGUAUAAAAGAGGAUUCUACUGUUACUAUGGUCGGGCUUGGUGAGGAGUUUGAUGAGCAAACAGUUGGGGAAAAUAGUUGCGACAAAGAACUGGAGAUUCAAAGCUUUUCCCAAGAAGAUUUAACUAGCUCUGCUGAUUUUCAAACCUUGGAAGGUUCGGAGUGCAAAUCCGGCGCCAUUGAUGAACAGGAAUCUCCAUUUGAGGCAGAAUACAGGUCCUUAGAUACCUCAUCGUGGUCUUGUAAUACAGCAGAAAUUGCGAAUUUUGAAAUCACAAACAAGGGUGUGAAGAAUCAGAGGCAUGCCGAAUUUUGCCAGAAUGAUAACUCUGAUUUCGACUAUGUGAGCGUUAUUCUUCACCUAUCGGGCUUUGAUGGAAAUGGCUUCCUUGAGCAAUGGCACUCCUUGGACCAACCAUUGAACCCUUUGGUUUUUGAGGAAGUGGAGACCUGCUGGCCCCACGAAACCGAACUUUCUGGAGACAAAAUCUCUGCUCGUCACCAGCUUCUGUUUGAUUUAAUCAACGAGGUUUUGCUUCGGAUAUAUGAGAGUUCAUUCACCUACUACCCAAGGGAGUUGUCACUCGGUUGUCGCAUUCGUCCAAGGCCUUCCCGUUUUCUAGAGGAGGUCUGGGCCAGAAUUAGCAGAACAUUGAGCUCAAGUCAAAGGGUGGGUCAGUCAGUAGAAGGCAUUGUUACUCAAGAUAUGGGAAAGGAUGAUGGGUGGAUGAAUCUCCAGUUGGAAAGUGAGUGUGUGGCACUUGAGCUGGAGGAUUUGAUUUUUGAUGACCUUUUGGGAGACAUCCUAUUUUCCUGAUAUUUUUAUGGUUAUAUCAAGUUGCCCAUCUUCCAUGCCAGGCUGCCAGCCAUGUGGGUGAAGGAGUUAGGUUUUGCUUCAUUGUAUAUAUUUGAUGAUGUGUUCUGCUUCUUCUAUGGGGUGAACUUUUUGGUCCUUUUGAGUGCCAAAAAAUUGGUGGGGGAAGAAGAAUGGUUGGAGUUCUACAACAGCUACCGCAACUGCAGAUGUUAUGGGAUUCCAAGCUUUCACUUUUAUUCCCCAUUUCUCUUGGGCGAUUGGGUGGGGUUUUCAGGGUGAGAAAUUUUAGGCCAAUAUUCUUGCAGUUGUAGUUUUUUUUGUUCAGGUGUUAGCUUUCACGUAGCUCAACUAAUCAUGGGGACCAAUUUCACCACCCACUUGCUGGGGUCCCACUUAAAGUCAGAACAAAGCUCUGUAUGGACUGGCCCCAAAGGAGUUGAUAUCACCUGAGAGGUUUCGAACCUAAGACCUUAAGAGGGAGCAAAUCCCUAAGUCCCAAGUCUUAACAACUAGGGCAAUCCAUUGGGUUUCUUGCAGUUAUAGUUGAUGAAAACAUAGGAUGGCCUUUGGAGUUGUGGAUUUUCAUUGUAGAAAAUAUUGGGUGGUGUUGAUCAGUUUGAUGUUAGUUGAGGUUUUGUAGUUCCCAAUUGUCUUCUUGUAGCUUUGUCUUGUUUUACGGUUACUGGAAUAGCAUUGUUCAGAAGAGCCUGUGUUUGAUGAUCA
Rhododendron vialii is the source of this 3306-nucleotide messenger RNA. RefSeq names its product protein TRM32. The coding region runs from base 418 to 2583 and encodes 721 amino acids. The record is from RefSeq and is a predicted model, not a curated record. The transcript is spliced from 5 exons. NCBI's taxonomy places the organism in Eukaryota, Viridiplantae, Streptophyta, Magnoliopsida, Ericales, Ericaceae.